This is a messenger RNA of Caenorhabditis remanei, 2031 nucleotides long. RefSeq lists its product as uncharacterized. The coding region runs from base 1 to 2031 and encodes 676 amino acids. The transcript is spliced from 7 exons. Lineage: Eukaryota; Metazoa; Nematoda; Chromadorea; Rhabditida; Rhabditidae. The record is from RefSeq and is a predicted model, not a curated record. Gene Ontology annotation, molecular function: acyltransferase activity, transferring groups other than amino-acyl groups.
AUGUUGCUUGGGAUAUACCUCUUGCUCUUAUCACCGGUGCUCGUCUCAGCCGGUCUAGAGGAGUACGAUGAACCAUUCAUUCUUCAAUUUAUCAAUAGAUCACAGACUCUUGAUCUCAGUUCAAAAUGCAAACAAAGUCUGGCUUUGGUAUACGACUAUCUGAAUGACAUCGAAACUCUAACGGACCAGAAAAUAUGUUACUUCGAAUCCUUUGCAACUGGACCAAAUGACUUGUUCCUUUCAAGGGAUCAGGACCGAUGGGUCUAUAAAGGUUACGAAUGCCUCCUAUCAGCUGGAGAAACUGUCUACUCAAAAUCAGAGCAUCCAAUGCAUUAUUGUUAUACUCAUGAUGAUGACAAAGACAAAAGAGUUCCAGCAUUUUCAGUAUGUAUUCCAUCUCCAUGUGCUGAUGAAAAUCAGAAACUUUUGGAAGAAUGGAGACGGAUAACUCACCCAGAAGCCACUGAACCAAUCACUUUCACUGCUUGUACAAGAUCAAGACACGAGAAACAAUGGUUUGAACUUCCAAUUCCAAUUGCUGAUUUUGGAUUCAAUAUGGGAUUGGCAAUGCUUGUUGUAAUGGCAACAAUCUUCCAUAAUAUGCGAGGAGAAGAUGCAAAAACGUGGUCAGCCAGAAUUCUUCUCGCAUUCUCUGCGAAGACGAAUUUCAAAAAGUUGAUUGCUCUUCCAAAAGAUCCACAAAGUUGUAUUACUUGUCUUCUUGGACUUCGAUUCGGUUCAAUGGUUUGGACUCUCAUCGGACAUUCAUUCAUUUUUGUUCAAGCUUAUAUGGAAAAUGUAGAAGAAUUCAAAGUGUCGAUGGUCGAUAACUUCUUCAAUCAAUGGAUUACAAACUUCACACUCUCCGUUGAUGUUUUCUUGACUCUUGGAGGAACUGUACUUUCUUACAGUUGGUUCCGGAAAUGGCUAAAAAACACUUCAGAAGAAGAACCAACAUGGACGUCCUGGGGAUACUGGCUUCGAUUCUACCGUCACCGUGUCGUUCGUCUCUAUCCGGCGUACUUAUACACUCUUCUUGCUGUAACUCUUCGUAUCUCUGUAACCCAUUUCCAUCCAAUGUGGCCUCCAACUGAUCCGGCUAUUCAAUGUCCAAAAUACUGGUGGCAGAAUGUCCUUUUCGUGAAUAGUAUCAUGGAUAAUCAAUGUAUGCCAUGGACUUGGUAUAUUGGAACUGAAUUCAUUUAUUAUUUACUCUCUCCAAUCUUCCUUCUCUCCCUCAGAAAAGCUCCAAAAGUUGGAUUCAUUCUCUGCUUCGUCGUCAUCAUGCUCUCCGCUGGAUUGAAUGUCGAAUCCAUCGUUCGCAACAACUUCCCACCAACUCAAUUCCUCUGGAAACAACCAGAAAUCUUCAAUCCAAAUUUCAUUCAACAUCAUUUGGAACUUUAUAUUAAGCCACAAUAUCGUAUUGGUCCAUAUCUGAUUGGAAUUCUUCUCGGUUAUCAAUUGGCUAGAUAUCAAAGAAUUCCAGUUAAACCACAACAAAGCAGCAGAUAUAUCAUCACCAUGUGGUCCAUCGCCCUAUUCGGAAUCUUCUUCGGACUCUACGGUCUCUAUCCAGCUCUCCAAGGAUGGGAUUCAAUUGCCUGGAGAGCAUAUCACUUGCUCUACGGAGCACUUCAUCGUGACGUCUUCUCAAUCGGAGUUGCAUUUUUAAUCUACAUUUGUCAUACUGGAAUCGGUGGUCCAGUCAAUGUAUUCCUCUCGUCAAACUUCUUCCUUCCACUGGCCAAUUUGAGUUUCUCGGCCUACUUGUUCCACAUGAUCCCAGUUGUUUUGACCUAUAUGCUCGUUCCAUUCCCAAUCUACUUCAAUACUCAAAUUCCUUUAUUCAUCCACUGCUUUGUUCAACUCGUCAUCACAUACUUCUUCGCCAUUAUAUGUACAAUGGUCAGUGAGCUUCCAGCUCUGAAUAUCGAACGAUUACUGCUUGCGACUCCACAAAAAACAACACUGAAACCAAUCCCACCAACGGAUUCUGAACUUCAAUUGAAGACUUCUGAGAAGGCGUGA